GGUAUGGAGGCCUUCAAGACGCUAGCCAAGAAGGCCGGCGUCUGCAUCGCCACAGCAGACUCUAUUGCCAGCAGAUCAUCGGACAGGAAAUUCGACAAGGUGAUCAGGAACCUACUGAAGACCGAUACUGCUAAGGUGGUGGUUUGCUUCUGCGAGGGGGAGACUAUUACAAACCUACUGAAGGCUACGAGACGUCUUGGUGAAUCCGGGACCUUCCUCUUCAUCGGAAGUGAUGGGUGGGCUAACCGCUAUGAGAUCAUACGCGAGGUUCAGCACGAGGCCAUAGGCGGCAUCACAAUCAAGCCUAAGACCUCGUACAUCAACGAUUUCGAUUCGUACUAUUUCUCGCUGAGACCGGAGAACCACUCCAAGAACCCUUGGUUCCGUGAGUUCUGGCAGCAUCGGUUCCAGUGCCAGCUACCGAAGGGUAACGUUAGUGAGCCCCGCGACGAUGACCAGAAGUAUGCCAGGAAUUGUACAGGCAAUGAGUCCCUCGCUGAUGAAGACUACAAUCAAGACACUAAGAUGGGUUUCAUUAUCAACGCCAUCUACACCAUGGCCCACGGACUGCACGACAUGCACCGGGCCGUGUGCCCUCCAGACACCGUAGGGCUCUGCCCGGAGAUGAAUCCAGUCGACGGCAGAGUCUUCCUUAAGCAUCUCUUCAAUGUGUCUUUUGACGGAGUUUCCGGAGACCGGAUACAAUUUGACAGCAACGGCGAUCCCACUGGCAGAUACGAUAUUUUCAACUACCAGCUGCUACCGACGGGCCAGUACGAGUAUGUCCGUAUCGGUGACUGGUCAGCCGGGACUCUAUACAUGAACGAUUCGGCCAUGAUGUGGAACAACGCCUCAUCAAGUCCAGCCUCGUCUUUCUGCAGUGAACCAUGUCUAAAGGGACAUGCAAAGGACAUCCGUGACAACUUGGAUUGCUGCUGGGCAUGCGUACCAUGCAAACCCAACGAGUUCAUGCUGGAUGAAUUCACGUGCGAGAAAUGUGAGCAAGGAAAACGGCCCAAUGAAGAACUUACAUCGUGUGUUGAGAUCGAGGUUGAGUAUAUGAAGUGGGGAGACAUUGAAGCCGUGUUUGGUCUUUCCUUCUCGUGUAUCGGUAUCGCCUUAACGUUCUUCGUUCUCUUUACCUUCAUUCAUUAUAACGACACCCCUGUGGUAAAGUCAUCUAGCCGCGAGAACAGCUACAUCCUACUCGCUGGAAUACUGCUGUGUUUCUCUAUGACGUUUGUUUUCAUCGCUGUACCGAACACCGUCGUGUGCUAUAUCCGACGCAUCGGGCUGGGGUUAAGCUUCUGUAUCUGUUAUGCCGCAUUAGUGGUGCGUACUAAUCGAAUGGCGAGGAUUUUGGCAGGCUCCAAAAAGAAGAUCAUCACACGAAAACCACGUUUUCUGAGCAGCACGGCGCAGGUCGUGAUGACUCUGCUGGUGAUUGCCGUCCAGGUGGGGAUUAUAACGGCCCUGCUACUGAUCGAACCACCGGCGGCCGUGUUCGAUUACCCGGACUUACACCGAGUGACCCUUGUAUGCAACACUACCACCAUGGCCAUUUUGGCGCCACUUGGUUAUGACGCGUUACUCGUCAUCAUGUGCACCCUCUAUGCCUUCAAGACACGCAAUCUACCGGAGAACUUCAACGAGGCUAAGUACAUUGCGUUUACCAUGUACACCACGUGCGUGGUCUGGCUGGCGUUCAUACCGCUGUAUUUUGGCGGGAACGCGGGAAUGAGAACGAUUGUCGUCUGCUUCGCGGUGAGUCUGAGCGCAACGGUGACGCUAGGGUGCCUUUUCUUUCCCAAAACGUACAUUGUGUUGUUUAAACCGGAGAGGAAUAGACGGAGUUCAAUGAAGACAUCGAGUCUGGUCCGAAUGCACGUGGGGAGUUUCAGCGAGUUGGCCCCGUUGUCGUCACAGAAGAGCAACAGUGCAAACGGAACUCUCGACAAAGCAAGGGAUCGAGGUGCCCGGAGCCCAGGGUUCAACAACCGAAGGAAAUCUUCUAAAGAAAAGGGAUUUUUCGGCGGUCUGCGACGUCGCAAGCAAGGCUACAACCAGGUCAUGAAAGCAGUAGAACGGGACAGAAUACAAAGACGUCGCCAGCCGGUCUACCGUUACUCCUCAUCGACAGAGACCCAUGCAAAAAGGCUGAGUGGGGAUCAACCUGAGAACGAGGAUGGCGUGCGGAGGGCCUCCGAUCAAAGGAGUGACGAGUCCUCAGGAAGGACGUCACAGUAUAGUCCGAAGAUUGCUGUAGUGCGCCCUCAAACGGAUCAAACAGCUACAACCUUAAAGGAGGUAUAUCGAGAAAGUGCACUUAGGGACUCCUCGGGCGGGAGCGUACCUCGCGUUUCGAGCACCGAAGAGAUUCAACAGAGGAGGCAAUCUGCAAAGUCCUCGGACAGUGUUUUUAUUGCAAUGACUACCCACGAAUCAGACGUGGAUGACCCGCCGAAUGACGACGGACGCCCGCUCCUAACUGCGUCUCCAAAGAGGCACUCGGGCAGCAAACUCCACACAGACAUUCCUCAAAUUAUAACAUCAUUCCACGGCAGCAACCAGGACCUCUCAGAACCUCAAGUUGGACAGAUGAGGAACUCGCUGGACGUUGCCUCCAACCCUAAGCGCCGGGUGUCCGACUGUCCAGACCUGCCUCGCCCAGGCUCGAACCCAUUUCACUUUUUACCCCGAAGGCGCUCCCAAGGUUCUCUGGAGGGUAAGCCUGGCGUUGCUCUCUGCAGUGCCCCACCCUGUAAACACUCUCUGAAACACCGAAAGCAGCUUGCACGAUCGGCAGAGGUGCUGUGCCGUCAGAAUGCAUCUACCCCAUUAAAAACGUCAUCAACAAUCUCCUCAUUUUCGGUGUCACCGACAUCAAAUAAUAAUUCAUUACAAGCGAGACCUUUCUCUAGAGGUGAUCUGCUGUUCUCAAAUCAUCCUCAGUGUUCUGAGGAUCAUCCUUCGCCUCAACACAAUACCUCCCCAGUUACCAAACCUGUCGAGCUUAUUGAGCUCAAAAACGAACAUGACUUCGAUAGGGCGCCCUCAAAGGUUGAGAGCUCACCCUGUCAGACACCUCCAGUCACAAACACUCAUGGACAUGUUUUAUUUGUAGAUACGAAUCAGCCUUGUACCGUUUGGAACGAGGCUAAGCUUGAAGAACUGGCAGCUGGUCAAAACACGCCGUUGAGGACGCUACCCGAGAUCAGAUCCUCAAACGUUUGACGGCAGUUUAAAAUACUAUACAACCACAUUAAUGAAUCUGUGUCUGCUGCCUGCGCCCUUUACGUUAUCAAUUGACAUUCUGUACAUAGAAGAGCGAACUUCAUUGAAAUAUCUAAAUAGCAUUUGGAGUUUACCACACAAUAAUUAAAACACUUUUUUUUAGUACAUAGUGCGUGCGUCCAGUUUUCCACUGGGCAAAAAGUGGCGGACUUUUAUAAUAGAUAUUUAUCAGGUGGCUCACGGUUUGAGUGGAGCCGUUUCCAAAUUUGUGGCUAUAGCUACGGCUACCGUUAGAUGUCCGCACCAAUAUGCAAUGAGGUUUAGGAUGUCGUAAGCAAAGCAACACCCUUAGCAACAGCCGUAGCCGUAGCUGUAGCCGCCAACAACGGUCUAUUUCCUACUUCAGACGGCUGCAGAAAGUUAACAGAGUAGACCAAAUUAUUGAGUGAUGGUGUGGCAGGAGAUUCUGUCCCCCAUAUAGCGUUCUGGGUACAAACUUCUUCCGAUAGCGCCCUCUUUUGAAUCCUCCUCCCCCAGCCCAUGUUAAAUUCCCAUGGAUGAUAGAAUCUCUGGCGGACAGAUUUCCCUAUGACACCGGCUGUCAAAGUGCUGUCUCUAUAUCAGCUUGUGAACAUAUUUUCCAAGAAAUACUGUGAAUAUUUUUGUUCUCUCUAUAAAAAGUAGCAGUUAGAAGAUGAAAUACUUAAAGCAAGCUAUGUUUCUACUUUGAAUUGUAACAAAAAUAAAACCACUAACACAGAGACAAAGAUAUCAUAAUUACAGAAAAAGCCUUCCACGCAGUAGUUUGUUUUACAUUUAAUUUCUUAAAGGCACCGGACACAAAAUGUCAAAGACCAGUAUUCUCACUUGGUGUAUCUCAACUAUUCAUAAAAAUAGAAGAUUACGUUGCGUAUUAAUUAUGUGAGUGCUUUCAGAUGCCUGAAUAAAAACCUGAAGUUUUUUUCGUAUUCA
This is a messenger RNA of Asterias rubens (European starfish), 4206 nucleotides long. Its product is annotated as metabotropic glutamate receptor 1-like. Gene Ontology annotation, molecular function: G protein-coupled receptor activity involved in regulation of postsynaptic membrane potential; adenylate cyclase inhibiting G protein-coupled glutamate receptor activity. NCBI's taxonomy places the organism in Eukaryota, Metazoa, Echinodermata, Asteroidea, Forcipulatida, Asteriidae. The record is from RefSeq and is a predicted model, not a curated record. Gene Ontology annotation, biological process: G protein-coupled glutamate receptor signaling pathway; regulation of synaptic transmission, glutamatergic. The transcript is spliced from 7 exons. The coding region runs from base 4 to 3234 and encodes 1076 amino acids. Gene Ontology annotation, cellular component: postsynaptic density membrane.